Meira miltonrushii is the source of this 2479-nucleotide messenger RNA. RefSeq names its product putative glycogen synthase. The transcript is spliced from 2 exons. Gene Ontology annotation, cellular component: cytoplasm. Gene Ontology annotation, biological process: glycogen biosynthetic process. The record is from RefSeq and is a predicted model, not a curated record. Gene Ontology annotation, molecular function: alpha-1,4-glucan glucosyltransferase (UDP-glucose donor) activity. Lineage: Eukaryota; Fungi; Basidiomycota; Exobasidiomycetes; Exobasidiales; Brachybasidiaceae. Bases 78 to 2306 code for a protein of 742 amino acids.
CUAUCCACGUGUGAUUAUUGAAUAAGACUUCCUACAUCAACCACACGUGGAAGAAGUGCUUCACAUUCAUUAUCAUCAUGGGAGAUUUGGUCGAAAGACGUGAUGUGAACAACGCAUUGUUGUUCGAAUGCGCUUGGGAAGUGGCCAACAAAGUCGGAGGUAUUUAUACCGUCAUUAAAACAAAGGCUCCCGUCACCGCUCAAGAAUAUGGAGAUCGUUAUACACUCGUGGGACCUUUGUCCUACCGUACCGCGCCCAUGGAAGUGGAAGCAAUGGAACCCACCGAUCCAGCAAUGAAGGCAACUUUGCAAAACAUGAAAGAUCGUGGUGUAAAAUACCUUUACGGAAGAUGGUUGAUCGAGCGUGCCCCAAGAGUUUUGCUUUUCGAUACAGGCUCAAUGUAUCAUCGAAUGGACGAAUGGAAAGGAGAUCUUUGGAAUUUAGCAGGAAUACCCACUCCCCCCAACGAUCAUGAAACCAAUGAAACUUUAAUCUUUGGUUAUCUGGUUGCUUGGUUCUUGGGAGAAUAUGCCAUUCAUGAACGCAAACGUGCCAUCAUUGCUCAUUUUCACGAAUGGCAAGCAGGUCUCGCAAUUCCUCUUUGUCGAAAGAGAAGAAUUGAUGUAACGACAAUUUUCACCACCCAUGCAACUCUUUUGGGUCGUUACUUGUGCGCCGGUAGCGUUGACUUUUAUAACAAUUUGCAAUACUUUGACGUCGAUCAUGAAGCUGGAAAGCGUGGUAUCUAUCACCGAUACUGCAUCGAAAGAAGUGCUGCUCAUUGCGCCGAUGUCUUUACCACAGUUUCUCACAUUACAGCGUACGAAAGUGAACACUUGCUCAAACGUAAACCCGAUGGAGUUUUGCCAAACGGUUUGAAUGUGGUCAAAUUCUCUGCUAUGCAUGAAUUCCAAAAUAUGCACGCUAUCAGCAAAGCAAAGAUUAACGAAUUCAUCAAAGGUCAUUUCUACGGUCAUUACGACUUUGACCUUGACAAUACAAUCUACAUGUUCACAGCUGGUCGUUACGAAUACCGCAACAAGGGUGUGGAUAUGUUUAUUGAAUCUUUAGCCCGUCUCAAUCACAGAUUACAGGCAUCCGGCAGCAAGACUACGGUUGUUGCAUUUAUCAUUAUGCCUGCUGCUACAAAUUCCUACACAAUCGAAGCACUCAAGGGACAAGCAGUGACUAAACAAUUACGUGACACCGUUGAUGAGAUCCAAAAGCGUAUCGGAGAAAGAUUGUUCGAACGUACUGCAAGAUACAAAGGUGAAGGUGGUAUGGAUAUCGUUGACCCAAUGACUUUGCUAUCGGAAGAAGACAAGAUCUUGCUCAAGAGAAGAAUCUAUGCUUUGAAGCGUAAUUCUUUACCUCCCGUCACAACGCACAAUAUGGUAGAUGAUGCCAAUGAUCCAAUUUUGAACCAGAUUCGACGUGUGCAACUCUUUAAUCGCCCUCAAGACCGUGUCAAGAUCAUCUUCCAUCCUGAAUUCCUGAAUGCCAACAACCCAAUCUUGGGAUUGGAUUACGAAGAAUUCGUACGUGGCUGCCAUAUCGGUGUCUUCCCAAGUUAUUAUGAACCAUGGGGCUACACACCUGCUGAAUGCACAGUCAUGGGUAUUCCUUCCAUCACAACAAACUUGUCUGGUGUCGGUUGCUUCUUGGAAGAAACGCUAGAGAACACAUCGGAUUAUGGUUUGUACAUUGUAGAUCGUCGAAUGAAGAGCGUUGAGGAAAGCGUAAAUCAAUUGACGGAUUAUAUGGUCGAUUUCUGUCAAAAGACCCGUCGUCAACGUAUCAAUCAAAGGAACAGAUGUGAACGUUUGAGUGAUUUGUUGGAUUGGAAGAGUCUUGGUGUGGAAUAUGCAAAAGCACGUCAAUUAGCUUUGCGUCGCGCUUAUCCCGAUUCGUUCGAAGAUGAUGAAGAUGACAACUACUUUGACGAAGGAGCAAAGGUACCACCACCAAUUUCCAUGCCUGGAUCUCCACGCUACGGAGGCGUCCGUACACCGGGCGAUUACGGAACAUUGGCAGAAGAUAUGCAAGGUUUAAGCACGAAUGAUUAUCGUGGAAACGCAUUCUGGCAAGCUAUCAACCAAAACGAAGAUGAAGAAGAAGCAUUCCGUUUGCCACUCGUUCUCAAAGGACGUCGUCGUGGAACGUCUGUUGGUAGUAUGAGUGGAUCCAGUACGCCAGGCUUGUUGGGAAGCAAGACUUUAUCUGCUGGUGACUUGGAGCGUGCUGAUGAAGCUUUGAGCAAUCAUCAAGAAGUGAACGGAAGCAAUGGUAUUAAUGGUCAUAAGUGAAGUUUUCUCUGAGCCGUUCUGUAAAUCUUUCUCUGCCCUGUCUUUGUUUCGAAACCAAAAGAUGUGCAACCCCCUUUUCUAAUCAUUGUGACAUUCCUAUUACCAAUUGAGAUCAUUUUUUACAUACAUACUAUGACUGAAAACAAAUUCAUAUGAUUGAGCGAUAAUGUUAC